This is a messenger RNA of Penicillium odoratum, 1488 nucleotides long. RefSeq names its product MFS transporter. Bases 1 to 1488 code for a protein of 495 amino acids. Gene Ontology annotation, biological process: transmembrane transport. The record is from RefSeq and is a predicted model, not a curated record. Gene Ontology annotation, molecular function: transmembrane transporter activity. NCBI's taxonomy places the organism in Eukaryota, Fungi, Ascomycota, Eurotiomycetes, Eurotiales, Aspergillaceae. The transcript is spliced from 3 exons.
AUGGAGAACUCGACACAUCCAGUUGAAUCUCCUGUCAAAACGGAUAUCGAGGCACCGGCAUUGCAGCCUAUUAUCACUGAAAAACAUCACGAUCCUAAUCUGGUGGAUUGGGAUGGUCCUGAUGACCCUGAGAAUCCAUUUAAUUGGCCUUCUUAUAAGAAAUGGCGACAGUUAAUAUUCAUGGCGAUUAACACUUUCUUGACCCCUCUUGCUUCCUCUAUGUUCACACCAGGUGUAGCUGAUAUCCUGAAAGAAUUCGGUUCUGACAGCACAAUGAUGGCCUCAUUCCUUGUGUCAAUUUAUGUCCUUGGCUAUGUAGUCGGUCCGUUCCUGAUCGCUCCGCUAUCUGAAUUGUACGGGCGCGUUCCACUCUACCAUACCUGCAAUAUCCUAUUAUUGAUCUUCACCAUCGCAUGUGCCGUCUCGCAGAGCCUGCCCCAGCUCCUGGUCUUCCGGCUACUAGCUGGUAUUGCUGGUGUCUGCCCGCUGACAAUAGGCUCGGGCACCGUGGCUGAUAUGGUCUACAAAGAGAAACGUGCCGGAGUAAUGGCUAUAUGGGCGAUGGGACCCUACAUGGGACCAGUUAUUGGACCAGUUGCCGGUGGUUUCUUGGUGGAGGCUGAAGGGUGGAGAUGGGUAUUUUGGGUUCUUGCUAUUACGAUUGGCGUCAUCCUCAUCUGCACAUUAUUCUGUUACCGAGAAUCUUACGCACCGACAUUAUUACGACGCAAAGCGGCUCGACUGCGCAAAGAAACGGGGAAUCCUAAUCUCCGCUCCAUCUUGGAUGAUGGAGCCAGAUCACCUCGUCAACUCUUCCUCUCUGCGCUAUCCCGUCCGAUCAAACUUCUCUUUACCUCGCCCAUCGUCUUUCUGAUGGCUCUCUUCGCCGCUAUUACCUAUGGAUACCUCUACCUAAUGUUCACCACAAUGACUUCCAUCUUCGAAGACAACUACGGCUUCAGUCAAGGUCUGGCUGGUCUAGCCUACCUCGGGUUUGGAGUAGGUUGUGCUCUCGGUCUCCUCAUCGUCGGACGAACAGUCAAUAUGAUCGCAGCAAAACACUCCGCCGAAGGCCGAUUCUCGCCCGAAUCUCGUCUCCCGCCAAUGUUAUACGGGUGCUGGGCCAUUCCGGUAGGAUUAUUUUGGUAUGGAUGGUCCGCGCAGGAAAAAACCCAUUGGAUCAUGCCAAUUAUUGGAACGGGCAUUUUCGGCUUCGGUAUCGUAGCUGUUUUCGCUACUGUGAGUGCUUACUUGGUCGAUUCGUACCUUCGAUAUGCUGCGUCUGUGACCGCAGCGAAUGUGUUUUUGCGUUCACUUUUCGGUGCCGUCUUGCCACUCGCUGGUCCAUCGAUGUAUGAUGCGCUUGGGUUGGGAUGGGGAAAUUCGCUGCUGGCGUUUAUUGCGCUUGCGAUGUGCUUUGUGCCAUUCUUAUUUGCGAAGUACGGGGCGAUGAUUCGGACACACCCCCGAUUUCAGUUGAAACUCUGA